This is a messenger RNA of Corylus avellana, 2112 nucleotides long. NCBI's taxonomy places the organism in Eukaryota, Viridiplantae, Streptophyta, Magnoliopsida, Fagales, Betulaceae. The record is from RefSeq and is a predicted model, not a curated record.
AUGAGCUCAUUUGCUAAAAAACUUAAAAAGCAUUUUUCUUCACUAAAAAGGCAAAGUUUUCAGUCUUUUGAGAAGAUUGAAAAUGAGGCUUCUUUUACAGAAGACAAAAGCUUUAUUUCUCAAGGCAAUCUCAAACAGGCCGAGAGUCUCGGUGGCAUGGUUGAUAAAAUUUCAAUCAGUGAGAAGCUUGAAAAUGAGGCUUCGUCUACAGACAAAAGUACUAUUUCCCAAGGCAAUCCCAAACAGGUUGAGAGCCUUGACAACAUGGUUGACAAAAUUUCAACCAGUGAGAAGCUUGAAAACGAAGCUUCUUCUAUAGACAAAAACUCUAUUUCCCAAGGUAAUCCUAAACAGGCUGAGAGUCUUGAUAGCACGGUUGAUAAAAUUUCAACCAGUAAGAAGCUUAAAAAUGAGGCUCUUUCUACAGACAAAAGUUCUAUUUCCCAACACAAUCCUAAACAUGUCGAGAAUCUUGAUGGUAUGGUCGAUAAAACUUCAACUAGUGUGCAGCCUGAAAAUGAAGCUUACGAGGCUUCUUCUACAAACAAAAACUCUAUUUCCCAAGUUAAUCCCAACCAGGCUGAGAGUGUUGAUAGCAUGGUUGAUAAAAUUUCAAUCAGUGAGAAGCUUAAAAAUGAGGUUCUUUCUACGGACAAAAGUUCUAUUUCCCAACACAAUCCUAAACAUGUCGAGAAUCUUGAUAGCAUAGUUGAUAAAACUUCAACCAGUGUGCAGCCUAAAAAUGAAGCUUCUUCUAUAGACAAAAGCUCCAAACAGACUCGGAGUCUUAAAAAAAGCACAAGUGAUAAAAUCUCAACAAGUGGAAAGCCCAUUCGAUGCAAAGCUGCGGUUUGUCGGGCACCAGGUGAGCGUCUAGUGAUUGAGGAGAUCAUGGUGGCACCGCCAAUGCCUCGUGAGGUUCGGAUUCGAAUCAUAUGCAGCUCUCUAUGUCACACCGAUAUUGAUGCAUGGAAAUUGAAGAAUCCUACUGGAAUUUUCCCAAGAAUUUUUGGUCACGAAGCAGUCGGAGUUGUGGAAAGCGUGGGGGUGGAUGUGCAUGAGGUAACUGAAGGAGAUACAGUGAUCCCUACAUUCGUCUCAGAUUGUGGAGAAUGUGAAGACUGCAGAUCAAAGAGAAGCAAUCUCUGUUCAAAACUCCCUUUCAGAUUAUCUCAAUGGAUGUCAAGAUAUGAGACCAGUAGAUUCACUGACCUCAAUGGAAAUGUUAUAUACCACUUUAUGUUUGUGUCGACCUAUAGUGAGUAUACAGUGGUAGACGUUGCCCAUGUAACCAAAUUUGAUCCCUCGAUCCCUCCAAAUAGGGCAUGCCUCCUCAGCUGUGGAGUAUCAACAGGGGAUGGCGCUGCUUGGAAGACAGCAAAUGUGGAGGCAGGAUCAACUGUUGCUAUAUUUGGGCUGGGGUCUAUUGGAUUAGCUGUUGCAGAAGGAGCUAGACUAUGUGGAGCUACUAGAAUAAUUGGUGUAGAUCUUAACCCUGACAAAUAUGAAAUCGGAAAAAAAUUUGGAGUAACAGAAUUUGUCAAUCCUGGAAGCUGUGGAGAUAAAUCUGUGAGCCAGGUGAUAAAUGAGAUGACAAAUGGGGGUGCAGAUUAUUGCUUUGAAUGCAUUGGAUCGGCAUCCUUGGUGCAUGAAGCAUAUGCCUGCUGCCGAAAUGGUUGGGGAAAAGCAAUUGUGUUAGGAGUGGCCAAGCCGGGUUCACAAGUGAACCUCAGCUCUUAUGAUGUUCUUCAUAGCGGGAAAACCCUCAUGGGAUCCUUAUUUGGAGGACUCAAAGCUAAAACUGAUAUUCCCAUUCUCAUUAAACGCUACUUGGACAAGGAACUGCAGCUGGAUAAAUUUGUCACGCAUGAGGUAAAGUUUGAUGACAUCAACAAAGCUUUUGAUUUACUCAUUGAAGGACAGAGUCUUCGUUGUGUAAUUUGGAUGGACAAAUGAGUAAGCUCCUAUGGAAUUUGAUGGUGGUGAAGGUUCAAUGACAAUAAUGAAACUUUCGAUUUACUAUGGACUUUGCUGUUCUUCACCAGCAACCGGUUCCUUUUUAUUUUUUAGCAUAUGCUGUGUUCUAAUCGAUCUAUGCAAGUUUCAAUGUUU